This is a messenger RNA of Lates calcarifer (barramundi perch), 2322 nucleotides long. It is a transcript of the gene ppox, whose product is annotated as protoporphyrinogen oxidase. The record is from RefSeq and is a predicted model, not a curated record. Gene Ontology annotation, molecular function: protoporphyrinogen oxidase activity, oxygen as acceptor. Lineage: Eukaryota; Metazoa; Chordata; Actinopteri; Centropomidae. The transcript has 13 exons. Gene Ontology annotation, cellular component: mitochondrial inner membrane. Gene Ontology annotation, biological process: heme biosynthetic process. Bases 234 to 1772 code for a protein of 512 amino acids.
UAAGAAGUCCGUGUGUGUUUGAGCUGAGAGUUCACCUGCGGACAGGUGUUCCCCACCGACUGCUCCGGCAGGUCAGGAGGAACUCAACGUAGCUGCUGUGGUUCCGUCUGAGGCCGUUCCUCCGACUCUGUCUCUGGCUGACCUUCUGUCUCACCGUUGGACCAGAAGUUUCUGAGUUCAUGUUUUGAUCUGAGCGCCAAGAUCCUCCAACAGCCUGGAGAGGCGGUGCUGUCAUGAUGCUGCAGGAGGGCGUCUCCACCAGCCUCCACCCAGUCACUGCUCUGCUCCCUCUGAUAAACCUCUGCUCUUUACUGGAUGCCUGUUCCCUCUGCUCGCAGCCAAUGAGAACUGUCGCAGUCCUUGGAGGCGGGAUUGGGGGUUUGGCAGCAUCUUACUACCUGUGCAGAAGCCCCCAGGUUACCAAGGUGAUAGUGUUGGAGUCCAGCAGCCGGUUUGGGGGCUGGCUGUGGUCCACCAGGAGGCCUGAUGGGGCCGUGUUUGAACAUGGACCCAGAGGGAUUCGACCUGCCGGGGCAGUGGGACGCAACACACUCAACAUGGUGGAUGACCUGGGGCUUGCAGGGGAGAUUCUUCCAGUCACCUACAGUCACGUGGCAUCCAAGAACAGAUACCUGUAUGUGGAUGGACAGCUGCACAGGAUGCCUUCAGGACUCAGUGGACUUUUGCGGACUGCCCCCCCCUUCUCUCGCCCCCUCCUAUUCAGCGUUGCCAUGGAGAUACUGGUGAAAAAAAGCAAGAAGGAAGAUGAGUCCAUCCAUUCAUUUGUUUCCAGGAGGCUGGGGAAAGAGCUGGCAGACAUAGCUGUGGACAGUCUGUGUCGCGGUGUGUUUGCAGGGGACUGCAGGAAGUUGAGUGUGCGCUCCUGUUUUCCUGUGUUGUACAAUGCAGAGCAGCGCAGAGGUUCCCUCACUCUGGGCAUGCUGCUGGGCUCAGGUCCCACUCCUGUGGUCCCCCCUGGCCCUCUGGCUCAGAGAUCUAUCAAAGAGUCAUGGGCCCAGUGGUCCCUGAGCAGGGGUGUGGAGUCCCUCCCAGAAUCCAUCACUGACUACCUACAACAAAGCAGGAGAGUGCAGCUUCACAGAGACGCAGCUGUCAAACACAUCAGCCCCUCAUCCUCUGGUUGGACUAUCCGUUUGGAGGAUGGAGUCAUAUCAGCUGAUCACAUUAUUUCUGCACUUCCUGCUAAAGCCCUGUCCUCAGCCCUCCCACCCGCCUGUCAAUCUCUCAUCCAGGAACUGCAGGACAUCUCCACAGUAACUGUUGCUGUGGUAAAUCUGGAGUAUGAUGGUUCCAUCCUACCUGUGACGGGUUUUGGUCACCUGGUUCCAUCAUCAGAGGAUCAGGGUUUGUUAGGGGUCGUCUAUGACUCUGUUCCAUUCCCUCAACACAACAGGCCUAAUGGACAGACCACUAGACUGACGGUGAUGAUGGGUGGGGCCUGGUUCCAGGAGGAAUUUGGGGCCCCAGAAGCAAUAACAGAGGAGCGUCUCUUAGCGAGAGCCACUGAGGCGGUGCAACGCCACCUGGGAGUCACCGCAGCACCCAGCUGGAAUCGGGUGGCGCUACAGAGGGACUGUAUACCUCAGUAUUAUCAAGGACACUUUCGGAGAGUAGAGUCCAUGCGCAGCUUUAUAAAGGAGAAUAAUCUGCCACUGUCUUUGAUUGGUUCCUCUUAUGAUGGUGUGUCAGUGAAUGAUGUCAUCUUCAGUGGACGGACAGCAGUAGAGGAGCUGUUGGGGACUGGACUGUGAUGGAGCCGCUCAGCACUGGAACAUGUAGCAGUAGAUCAAACACACACACACAUACACAUAUAUGUAUAUUAAAGUUUUCUCAUGUGAAUCCAUCUGCAAAGCUCACAGACUGUAUGUAUAUGAAUCAGUCAUUGUCACUCGUAUCAUCAGCAUGACAGACUACCCAUAAUGCCUCCUGCUUCUCCACAAACACACGUGGCCUAUUGUAACUUCUGGGGAAGUUACUGAUGUCUCUCAGCUGCCUACUGACAGGUGGAUGUAGACACUGAAUGCUGAAGUUCUUGUUUCUUAAGCACCACUGUGAUUAAUUAGUAAUGUAAUUAGUGUCUAAAUAAUGGUCAGGUUUGUUAAUAGAUGCGGCAUCUGAAUGCGCUGUGUCCAGACUGUGCAGACACCAGGUUCUGUUCUGACCCUGAGUCUACUCCUCAUGUUUUCAAAUGAUUUGAUUUUAAGGUUCAAAGAGACUGACAUCAUCCUCAUUGUCAAUGCUUUCCAUUGAUGAUUUGUCUAUUGAUGGACUUGCAAUUUAAGUAAAGCCUUGUACUGACAA